GGAUGAGCACAGAGGGAGAAGCUAGUCACGCUGCGUUCCUCAUUGCCUAGCUCAGGAAUUCAGAGCUGGGAAAAUUUAGCCGAGUCAUCACAUUUGGCUACUACCCGGGAAAUCAGCCCUCCCGAGUCAGGAACCGGCUCCAGCUCGUCACGUGGCAGCCGCCCGCAGGAGCCGCAGUUCCAUGGACCAAAGACAGAAGAGAAUCCUCAGCCAGCCCCUUUCUAUCCCUACUUCCCAGACCAAGAAGAAAAAGACAUCAGUGAUAUCUUUAUUUUCCAAGGUCUCUUGGAAACUGAAGUUUCGGAAGUGGGAGCCUCUGAAGAAUGCGUUUUUUGUCUUGGCCGAAAGAGCCCGGGACCCCAAUGCUAAAAAGCGUCACAUGGCAAUGAGAGGCUUGGGAACCAUGGCCUGCGAAGCUCCUGACAAGGUGAGAAGGUAUAAGAAAAUUGUCCUGGACCUGCUGGUGUGUGGAUUGUAUGACCCUGUGAGUUUGGAAGUCAUCCAUGAAAGUAUGAAGACUCUGACCAUCGUCCUGGGCAAGAUCCAGGGGAAAGGUUUGGGCUCCUUCUUCAUAGACAUCACCCUUCAGACCAGGACUUUAUUAGACGAUGAGAAUGACAGUCUGAGAUACUCGGCCUUUGUUUUGUUUGGGCAAUUGGCUGCCUUUGCUGGGAGGAAAUGGAAGAAAUUUUUCACCAGUCAGGUUAAGCAGACGCAAGAUUUACUCCUGAUCCAUUUACAGGACAGAAAUCCCCAGGUUGCCAAGGCUUGCAAAACAACAUUUCGAGCCUGUUCUCCAUAUCUGAAACUAAGGAAGGAAUACAGCUUCCAGAAUGAAGAAGAUCAAAGGAACCCUAAACUCUGCCGGCAGCUGAGCCACUAUCAUCCAGAGCUCCUGCAGUUCUUCUACGCAAACAAAAUUCUGUAAGCGCAGAGCAGCAGGGAAAUGGUUCUAUGUGAGUGCAUUGCUGAGCCAUCAACUUCUCCUUUUUCUCUCAUUGGAUACCUCUUCUGCUCACCUCUUGGGAUUGUAAUGGAAAAGAGGGUGCUAGGAGAGCAAUCAAAGGCAGAAAAAAUACAUGGAAUUUAUGAUUAUAUCUAAAGUAAAAUUCUAGACUGUUUUCACUUA
Saimiri boliviensis boliviensis (Bolivian squirrel monkey) is the source of this 1129-nucleotide messenger RNA. RefSeq names its product maestro (gene MRO). The record is from RefSeq and is a predicted model, not a curated record. Gene Ontology annotation, cellular component: cytoplasm. Lineage: Eukaryota; Metazoa; Chordata; Mammalia; Primates; Cebidae.